CGUUAAUGAAGGCAGCCCUCGUCACUCUGGUGGCUCUGUCACCAUAGCAACGUUUACCAAACAGACCGCUGCGACCGACACAGACCUGCUGGCUAACUACUUUUUUUUAUCACUACAGUAUUUAGCUAGCUAACAGUUUUUGUGAGUAAGUUUUACACAACAUAUUCCUAAUAUGGAAGAAGCUGAUGAUGUUCCAGAAGAAGCGUCUGAACCCUCGGUGUUGUCCGAAAAUCAAGAGGCUAAAAACGGGGUCUCCACCCCGGAGGUUGAAGAAGGCCCCAGUAUGGAGGUCCAUGAGGAGUUCAAUCAGGAGCCCUCGGAGAGCCAGCCUCAAGAGAAGGUGGUAGAGACAAGUGAAAUGCUAAUCUCUCCUCAGAGGUUGAUCAACCUGCAGAGAGAUUUAUCAACAAUAGUGACCAACCUCCAAACUGCAGUUGACGCCAAAGAGUCGAUGCGAAGGACAGAGCUGGAGAAGGAUCGAAGAGAUAGAUUGCAGCGGCUGGAGAAUGAUGUAGAAUCCAGCCAGAAAAUAUUUGAGGAGAUCACCGGAGGGUGGUCAAUAGCUGAGCAGAAGGUGACUCCUCAGGAGCUCCAGGAGGCCCUAAACAACCAGCAGCAGUUAUGUGCUGCUCUUAUAGAAAACAAGAAAAAACUCAUAAAUGACCUGCAACAGGAGCUGAAAGUUGGAGAUGAUCUCUAUGUUAAGGACUUGAGGAAGCAGGAAGAGGUGCUCAACCUGAUGAUGGAGAGAAUGGAGGAACAGAUGAAAACACUGAUAAAUGCCUACAGGGAGGAGCUGGCCCAGAUUGGGAAAGUUUAUCAUCAGGAAAGUGAAGUCUUACUCACAAGAGACAAGACUGAAUGGGAACAACACAUAAAGGAACUUUGGGAAAAAGAGCUGGAGAGGCUGACACAGAGGUGGAAGAAAGUGGAGCAGUAUGAAGCGAUAAUUCACAAUCUGAUGUUGGAGACUACUGUCAAAUACAGUCUUCUCCAGACAGAACAGAAUGCAAAGUUUCAGGAUCUGGAUAGAAAGCAUCAACAGAUAAAGGUCACCAUGAUGAUCACAAAGCUAAAACAAAUAAAGCAAAAGGAUGAGUUAGCAAUAAGCAACUACAGCCUGGCCCAAAUAAAAAACAGGGCCAUCAGUCUACAAACGGAGAUGAAAAACCUAAUUGAUAAGAAUUACAGUCAGAAGAAAUGGUUUACAAAGAAAAGCCAGUAUUUGGCCGUGGACUGCAAACGCAAAAUCCAGCAAAAUGAAUGCAUAAAGAAGAAAAUAAAGCACUUUGCAGUCGCUGAUGCCAGAAAAUUUGAGGAGAUGUGGCUAAUGAUUGAAGCAGAGGUGAAGCAACUAGUUGAGAAGGUUUUGGUCAUUGAUUCACUGAUCUGCAAGCAGUACCUUGGUUUAGCCUGGGAGCGACCUCAUAUGGAGUUCAUGGAGCUCUCUGGUCCCAUCCAGCCUCAGAAACAGGCCUCCCAGCUGUUUCACACCGGGCAGGCUUUACAGUGUAGUCAGAGGAUGAUGGACCUCUCAGUUGGGUCGAGGCUGGAGACUGACACUGAGAGCCUAAACAUGGAAAUGUACAAGGAAAAGACGGCAGUGCAGAGUGCACCAGAAAUGGUGGAAGGGAAGCUGUUGAUUGAGACACAGAAGAAAGUGCUGGAGCUGCUGUGUGAUGAGGCGGGCUUCCUGAUAAAGGAUAAACUCCUGAACCUGCUGGCUCCCCUGGAGAAGAAAGAACAGACCAUUGUAAAACUGGGCUCUCUCCUUUGUACUUUUGGCAUUGAAGAGGAGGAUGUGCCCAAUUUGGUUUAUUUCUUAUUAAAGUACACACAUCAGCAGAGAGAGCAGACCGAGGGUGUUUGUGAUGAGUUGGAUGAAACAAGUAAGAAGGCAGAGGAAGUGAAGACCAAGUCUACGAUUCAUCUGGCCUCUGAUCUCGUUGAUCCUAACCACGUUGUACCUGCUCUGAAAAGCUUCCUCCUGCAGCACGUGAGUUCCAGUUUUCAUGGAGAAUUCCGGGAUACUUCAGAGGAUGAAGCCUACUGGGAGAGUAUGUACAUUAUAAUCUCUGAGGACAAACUGAAAUUCUGGGAUGCGGUGGAGAACACAUUUAAGCAGUACCAUUCGGUCCUGACAGAUGUCUCUGAACUCAUCCCUGAAACUCAGAGUCUGAAGCAGCAGAACACAGAGCUGCGGAUGUUGCUACAACAGUCUCUUAACUCAAGGGUCAGCACAGAGCUGGAGAUGCUGUUAUCCAAACUCAAUUUGGAAUCAGCAGAACUGGGCCAGUGUGUGGAAUCAUCCUUAAUGUAUUUUCACUAACAUAAAGCCUCUAUUAAAUCAU
Molecule: messenger RNA, 2351 nt
Organism: Etheostoma spectabile (orangethroat darter)
Lineage: Eukaryota; Metazoa; Chordata; Actinopteri; Perciformes; Percidae
Gene: drc1
Product: dynein regulatory complex subunit 1 homolog (Chlamydomonas)
Exons: 16
Coding region: 173-2329 (718 amino acids)
Biological process (GO): cilium-dependent cell motility; regulation of cilium movement; axonemal dynein complex assembly
Cellular component (GO): axoneme; axonemal dynein complex
Source: RefSeq, a predicted model, not a curated record